UUUUAAACAGUAAUUUUAAAAUCAUGUACAAACAGGUCAGUGACUGAGACUCUGUGUAUUAUUAUGCUAACUUGGUACAAUGGUCAGUUUAAUAGUUGCGAUGCGGCGUCGGUAGUUUUUCAUGCGUAUCUCCUGCUAAAACAAUAUUCUAGCCCAAGUUAGACUCAUAAUCAAGCUCCUCCUUUGUUACAUAGGUUAAUUUAUUUUUGAUGGUUGUGGUUCUCGCUCGAGUAAUUGCUUAUUUUUUUGUUGGUAUAUAGGUACAAAUAAAAUAAUAGUUUCUUUUUUAUUAUAGUUUUUUCACAAUUAAUUGGGAAUUGUUGUAUCCUGAUGGUUCUUGUCUGGUUGUGUCUGAUCCAAAAGUAGUAUGGGCUUACAGCUGAAAGUGUAGGUACAUACCUAUAGUACGCUUGGAGAAAAAUAAGCGGUUUAGUUUAACGGAUUUUGUGAUAAUCUUCAAAAGGCGAUAACAAGAAUAGUGUGUAGUAAAAAGCUUUUCCAAAAUAAUCUAAAAAAAAAAGUGAAAUUAAUUAUGCAAAACACCUGCACUGUUGUGAUAAGUCUUUCGUGGUUAAUAAAUUAUUGAUCAUUUAAUUAAUGUUUUCGGCAUCGCUUUCGGUUUCUAUGCAGAAAGAACUAAACUCAUCAAAUUCCUGCAAAAGACGCCAAAGUGAACCACCACUUUCUGGGGUAAUUAACGAUCAGCUGCCACGAGACGAAUCAUACGUUAAGGCUUUGUCAAAAUUCAAUGAAUGGCGUAGAAGACAACACAUCGGAGGAUCAGUUCGUUUGACUCGUAAACAGAGUACAAAACUAAUUGAACGUAGAGGUCAAAGCGAGCAGUUCUUUGAAAAACGAUAUUCAUGUUUAAAUGAUUCUAAAGUUGCUAUUCAGUCUUCGAAAAAUAUAAAACCUCUUGAAAACGGGCUAUAUGAAGAAAUUCAAGUAAAUAAACGUCAAUAUGAUAAACACUUGAAUAGAACUUCUCCAAGAAGAAAUCUUUAUGAAAAAACUGCCUCAACAAAUCGUUCAUUUCCAGUAACUGACCUAAUCAAAACAAAAAGACGUAAAAGUACAUCAUCCAAUAAAUCAAACGAUACACAAAUCUACGAGAACGUUAUAAUUGAUAUAAUUGAUCAAUUCGAUCAAAGUCCAGAUAUAUUGGAGAUAAGUCAAAGAUAUCUCAGUCCUCCAGUUAAAUUUUUCAAAGAAAACUCAAAUCCUUUUGCGAAUGUUCAAACACCAAUAAAAGAACAUCAUUAUCCUCAGGAUAUUGAACAGUCUAAUACACAAAACGACGAGGAAAACGACCAGAUUUGGGCUUAUGAAAGUCCAAGGAAUCUACAAAGCCUUGAAGCUCUAAGAGCUAACUUCAAACCAUUUGAAGAGAAUGAAUCGAGAGUGCGAAAAUCAAUUUCAAGUGAUUAUAGAUCAAAUAGAAAUCCACCCUACCAAACUGUUAUAAACAGAAACGGCGAAGAAGUGGAAUACGCUCUGCCAUUUAAUGAAAAGCUAGACGAAGAAGUUCAAGUUAGACAAUUUGAAAACGACUCAAAAAUUGCAGCACUUAAUAAUACCUCCAGCUAUCAGCAGUAUAUUGAGGAUAAUUUUCAGUUCCUUAACGAGAAUGAUCGACUCGGAUUGUCUCGUGUGUCAGUGUCGUUUAGUAAUAACCACUUUCAGAAUAGAAGUGUUCUUGUAACGGAUUUAGAUGGUACAUGUGCAGGAACAAAAGCAGCUUGUGAUCAAAAUAACACAAAAGAACGAAAUACAAUUGAAGAAUUGGAGGCUAUACAGGUCUGGAGUCGUAACAUAAGCCAAAAUAUUGAGAGAAAUAUUAUCAAGAACAAAUCAGCCGACAUGCAAUUUGGGGAGAUAAUAGUUUGCAACACAAAUGAAGUCUCUGAAAAGAGUCCCCGCCAAGUGUUUGAGACCUUUAACGGUACUCUUCAUUCAGGCACAUUUCACUGCGUUCCUGUUACACAAUUCAAACCAAAGCUUAAUGCAUUUUCUGAAAGCAAUUUUCAAUUGAACUAUGAAGUAUUGCGGAAAAUACGACACCCGGAUAUAGUUUUAUUGAUGGGCAUAACAGUCGAUAACAAGUGUGCAUUGGAUUCCCUAAUAUUGGAGCCAUUAGAUUACUCCUUACAUCAUUUCAUUCAUCAGGAGUUAGGAUCUAUUCCGAUGUCUAUUUGUCUGCUUUAUACUCUACAAAUAAAUAGUGCGGUUACUUAUUUGCACAAGCACGGAUUGAUUCAUUCGAAUAUUUCCACACACAGUGUUGUUAUGUGCCACUUAUCUAAGGCAGUUAAACUUACGUCGUUUGAAUUAACGACAACAACAAAUGAAGAUCUUAGAAAUGAACUCAUGGAAGUAUUUCAAAAUGAAAAAUAUGAAAACGAACUUCCUACAAACAUUAACCAACUCCCAUCCAAAUUACGUCCUUAUAACUUAGAAUACAGGAAAAUGUUCUCGAAACAUAACCACCAAGCACCCGAACUACUUUCCAAUCGUAUUGGAUUCGUAUUCCCAACCAUUCAAAGUGAUGUAUACGGCAUUUGCUUGAUGCUCUGGGAAAUGAUAAAUUGUUCUAUUCCCUUCGCUUAUUUUGAUUAUGAUGAAAUGGCUAAGUUAAUUUACUUACAAAAUGCCCAAUUGCCUAUGCUAAAAGAAAAUCGACAAAAGCCAUUCGAUGAAGUACUUAAGAUAGGCUUGAAUAUGUUGGCUGAGAAAAGAUUUGCCGACACGAUCGAACUCAAAGAAGCCUUAAGCACAGUAUUGAUUGAAUCAUCGGAUGAUAAAAUAGAUUCCUCAAUUGAAGGGGAAAAAAUUAUUUCAAAAAAACAACCUUUAGAUGGUAUGUCAAGCUUGUUGUAUAACAAAGGUUUUGGUCCGCUGAUUAGUGAACGCACAAGCACUAUAAAAAAACGAAAACAACUCUUCAAAGAGGAUCGCUUAUCUGCAAAACAAUUAUUUGUUUAUUCGCAAAUCAAUAAAUCACACGAUCCAUCUGAUGGUUUGAUUUCUUCGCAUACAUCUUCCCCGGAUAGUUCUCAAUAUGGUUUCGAUAUUGGAGAGGUUUCUAUCCCCGAAACACCCAUCGCUCGAAGUAAUAAGCUUCGAAAAACUGCAUGGUUAUCUAAUCAGUCGAUUUCGCCAAUUGUCCAUUUGGAAAUUAAGUCAAAAGAUGACGAUGCAGCAAUAAAUCAGAUUGAAAUUGUAGAAAAAAAUACAUACAAUGCACUGAAAUCUGAAGAAGACACGCCAUCGAAUAAGCUCUACAAUGUUAACAUUCGCAUUCGACCCAAUUCGAAAAAGCUCAGAACUCCAACAAGCAAUAACAACAAGGAAGAGGAGGAGGAUGAAAUUUCACAGCCUCCCAUUGAAAAUAAUUCCCUGGACCAGGCGCACAAGAACAUAUCCCAAAUAUCCGACUACAUUAGAUUCUUUAAUCUAGCUUCGAAACAAAUCUCUCAACCAAUAGUUCACUCUCCAACAAAAACUCAAUCACCAGUGGAAAAUCUAGUUAACUAUAACACAGCUUCUUCGAAACCAACUCAGACGACAGAAAAAAUGUUAAACCAACAACCCGAGCCAGUGCCUAUGGAUCAGAAUAGUUUAAAUGAGUUCUUCUCGCGAAGUCAUACAACAUCAGAUUUCGAAAACUCGCUGUGGCGUCGAGAAAAACAAAAAUGUGACCAAUCUGUCAGGAGCCAAAGGCGUAUAUCAGUCAAAGAUGCUGUAAAUAAAUUCGAAUCAUUUUCAAAAUCCAUAAUUAGUGAAUCGAAUUCACCAAAACCAAAGAGGACCACCAGUAAUUCGGUUAGUUCAAGUACUGAUGAGAAAAAGAAAGUCAAUUCGAUUUUCCAAAGCUCAAAAAAUGAUGAUAAUGGUGAACAAAAUAUUUCAAAAAUAAAUAUUGUUCUACAAAAUAAAAGCGAAAGUAUGAAAGCGAGUGAGGAAAAACUUGAAGCUCAAAUAACGAAGACCAAAGAAGUGGAAUGUGACGCAUCCGCACCGCACCCACCUGAGCAACCAAAUCAAAGCCCAAUGUUAACUUUGAACUUCAAAAAGUUGGACAGGCGAGCAUCCGAUCUUGGUAGUUAUGUUAUUCGCCAAAAUCCAACAACUAAAGCGCUCACCGCUAGACAUUCGAUAUAUGGAUCGGAGAUAUUUAAGCGUCUACGAAAACCGAAGGCAUCAACCGGGAAUGAAAAUGAAGAUGUUGGAGAGAAAAUAGCUAGCAAGGCUCUUAUGAACACGAACAUCUUCAACGACAAGAACAAAGACUUUAAGAUCAAAGUCGGUAAAUUGACCUGUAUGAAUUGUGGUCAUAAGUUAUUUGUUGUCGAUGAUGUUGUUCAUUCGAAUAAUGAAGACGAUCUUAAUGAAACUUUCUCAGAAUUGUUGUUAACACCUUUGAAACGGAAUUUUGGAUUACAGCAGGUAUCUAAAUCAACUGAAGACUUUUACAUUGAUGACGAUUUCUGUGAGGAUUUUGAGCUAUGCGCAAAUAUGGAACUUGGCACACAAACUCACCUCUCUGACUUCGAUUUCGAUAUCUUCUCUGCGGAAAUUUUCAAUGCAUCAGAAGAAAAAACCAACCACAUAGCGUAGAAAUCAAACUAAAACAUAUAGUUUUGCUAAAAUAGUGUGUAAAUUGUUGUUAACUAAAUAUCUUUCUAUUUCUUAUAUCAUAAUUUAU
Molecule: messenger RNA, 4705 nt
Organism: Eupeodes corollae
Lineage: Eukaryota; Metazoa; Arthropoda; Insecta; Diptera; Syrphidae
Exons: 9
Coding region: 598-4617 (1339 amino acids)
Biological process (GO): protein phosphorylation
Molecular function (GO): protein kinase activity; ATP binding
Source: RefSeq, a predicted model, not a curated record